Molecule: messenger RNA, 1467 nt
Organism: Penicillium canescens
Lineage: Eukaryota; Fungi; Ascomycota; Eurotiomycetes; Eurotiales; Aspergillaceae
Exons: 2
Coding region: 1-1467 (488 amino acids)
Source: RefSeq, a predicted model, not a curated record
AUGACCAGCUCCAGCUAUGACCCCGAUGCGCACAGUCUGUGGAUGAGACGCCAAAGAUGCAAUUUAAAGAUUGAUCUUGCCGAAGAGAAAACAGGGGCUAUGAAAACCUAUACUUCGGGGGACCCCAUUGAAGGCGUUGCCAGCAUCACCUGUGAUUGCGAUACGCCGUUUGACGAAAUCCAGAUUGUGCUUGAAGGCCUGUCAAACACAACGCUCGAACGAACACCAUAUCCUGGCCAAACAGGUUGCAGAAAGACCUUUCUUGCUAUGCGCUAUCCAGUCAACCACCCCCAGGUCAGGGUUUUCGAACGAGGUCGCUCGUAUCAGUUUCCGUUCACAUUUAUUUUUCCUGAUCGACUGCUCCCUCAUGUUUGUUAUCAUUCGAUGAGAAGCACUCUAGUACAACAGCAUCAUACUGUGCCUCCUCCAACCUUAGGGGACCAUAUCUUAUCUGGAAGUGCCGAAAGUCAGAGAGAUGAUAUGACACCUGGAAUGUGUCAAAUCUCGUACCAUAUUCGUGUUGCUGUAACCAAAAGGCAAUCAUCAAAUGACCAUGGAUUUCAGCUCGCCACACAAAAAAUCCUCCGCAUUAUUCCAAGUGUGGAAAAUGAUCCAAUCCCCGAGGAAUUUGGUGCCUCGCGUUACUCCAUGCAACUGGAAACAGAAGUGAAGCGAGGUUUGUUCAACGGGAAAUUGGGAAGACUGAUCUUGAGCUCAGCUCUCCCCAAGCCUGUUCAGCUGGAUCCUCUCCAAUGCAUGGCAACAAACGAGGUUAGCACUACGGUGACCGUGAAACUCAGAUUCGACCCUCAGGAUGAUCAAUUACCACCACGACUAGAACGGAUGGACACCAAGUUGAAAGCACAUACGUUCUUUACCGCAGUUCCCUGGUCUGAUUUUCCCCACUUGUCAGAAGACAGAACGUAUCCGAAACACAGCUCCGGUGAUUACACCGAGUCAAUGCGGCUUUCCACUAGGUCUAUCACAUCGGUCCGGUGGGAGAAAUGUUUCGCGGCAGAUCCGAUCUCAAUUGUUCAGGGGCCCGUAGCCCUAACGAACCACGGGUUAUCUUCCAGCAACACUUAUUAUACUACAAGUAUGAUAGUUCCCAUCACUCUUCCACAGUCGAAGGCCUUUCCUCCUACCUUCCAUUCGUGUCUUGUGUCUCGCAUAUAUUCACUCGAUAUCGCACUGUCAUACUGCAAUUCAAAACCUACACUUCUGCCGGCGACUCUUUCGCUGCGAGUUCCUCUUUUGAUUAAGUGUCAGCCGAGAGUUGAGUUCUUACGGAUUCUGCCAAAAGCUACAUCGUUGCAAUCGAUACUGGACGAGCCCCUGGACUCAACUGAGACUUCCCUCCAUACUACGCCUAGGUGUGCCAGUACCACGCAACAAUUCACACAUGCGAAUCGCCGCUCAUUGAAGGGAAAAAGUUUGAACCACAACAGCUGGAAAGAGGGGAGGUAA